Messenger RNA from Tachysurus vachellii, 4293 nucleotides. RefSeq names its product WD repeat-containing protein 87-like. The record is from RefSeq and is a predicted model, not a curated record. Lineage: Eukaryota; Metazoa; Chordata; Actinopteri; Siluriformes; Bagridae. The transcript has 8 exons. Gene Ontology annotation, molecular function: GTP binding. Bases 486 to 2939 code for a protein of 817 amino acids.
UCACACUAAUAGUAAAAGCUGAUAUUUUAUAAACUUCUCACAUAUAUUACAUUUUAAUCCAGGAAUCAAAUAGAAACAUAAAGAUGAUUUUCAGAUCAUGUUUAUGUGAAGGAGUCUGAUCAGUAAGUGAGAUUCCACUUCCAUCAGUCAGCUUCUUUCCCACAAUGCACCUGUGUGUAACCUCACUGCAGUGUAAUAAUGUACAGAGACGUUUACCGUGUCGAGUAAAAGACACAACAAACACGCAGCAUAUAACACACACCACUGACAGACUCCAUCAGAAUGUCUCUCCUACACUUUAUUUUCUCCUGCACUAAUAAGGAGCUACACCUCAGUAUGGGAGAAGAUCUAAAUGGACUGAUGAGUCAUUGAUGUUCUCCAUAUACAAUGUUCUAUAGUUACAUGAGCUGAUAUCAGAACAGUUUUAUAUUUGUCUUGAAGCAGUUGUAUAAAUACACAUACAUUAAUAAUUUGUUUCUGGCUGCAUGAUUUUUCCCUCCACAGUUAUGUUUCUGUACCUGAUGAAUCUCUCUAAUAAAGAGGCACAAUCUGGAGCUCAACAGAGGACAGAACAGACAGACUUCUGGGUUUAUCAGAGAGACAGAAAAUGGACAGAAGAUGAGAGAAAGAAAAUGGAGAAAUCUGUUCUACUGACUGUUUUUAAGGAACUGGACGGAGCAUCACAAUUACUGAGAAACAAAGACAAGAUAAUCUCAGAACUGAAGAAUCAACAGAAAACUGAGUUAACAGAAGAAAAACAACAGCUUGAAGAGAAAGAGAGUCUUCUAACUGAGAGAGAGACACAGCUAAUGGAAAGAGACAAAGAGCUUCAGAAGAAGGACAAGACACUGGAAGAGAAGGAGAAACAGCUCAAACAGACAAGAGCUGUACUGGACAAAACAAUUAAUGUGUUAGACGACAGUCAGCGAAUCGUGGAGGAUAAAAACACACAAUUAGAGAAUCUGAACAAACUGCUGAAGGAGAAAGAAACACAGUUGAAGAACACAGAUAAAGAGCUGGAAACCAGUACAAAUAAACUGGACACACUGGGACAGGAGCUGCAGGACAAGCAGAGACAACUACAGCACAUGAUAAUCGUAGUGGAACAACAGAAAUCUGAGUUAGCAGAAAAAAAACAACUACUUGAAGAGAAAGAGAGUCUUCUAACUAAGAGAGAGACACACUUAAUAGAAAGAGACAAAGAGCUUCAGAAGAAGGACAAGACACUGGAAGAGAAAGAGAAACUGCUCAAACAGACAAGCGCUGUACUGGACAAAACAAUUAAGGUGUUAGAUGACAGUCAGCGACACGUGGAGGAGAAAAACACACAAUUAGAGAAUCUGAACAAACUGCUGACGGACAAUCAGAGACAACUACAGCACAUGAUGAUCGUAGUGGAACAACAGAAAUCUGAGUUAGCAGAAAAAAACCAACAGCUUGAAGAGAAAGAGACACAGCUAAUGGGAAGAGACAAAGAGCUUCAGGAGAAAGACAGACUUCUAGAGGAGAAAACAAAGCAGCUGCAGGAACAGACAGAUCCAGAAUCAUCAGCCUCCAUCAGGAGAAGAAACAGCAAGGAACUUUUACCUCCAAAAAUGAGUGACGAGACUCAGGACUCAGCAGCACCAAUCAGGAAAACUAACAGUAUGGAGGGAAAUCGUCCAACAUUGGGUGGAGAAUCGUCUAGUCCACAUCCUCCAGCAUCGGUUCCUGUAGCAGAACUGAGGCUGGUGCUGCUGGGGAGGACGGGGUCUGGGAAGAGUGUAACAGGAAACAUCAUCCUGGGCAGAGAGGAGAGGAACCAGGCUGCUACGUCUACAGCUACAUCUACAGCCACCCAGCAGAGUGAGAGCACACAGGGGGAGGUGGCCGGGAGGAAGGUGACUGUGGUGGACACGCCUGACUGGUUCUCUCCUGAACUCUCUCUGGAGAAGCUGAGACAAGACGUGGGACACUGUGUCCAUCUGUCUGCUCCAGGACCCCACGCCUUCCUCCUGGUCAUACCUCUAAAGCAGCCUACAGGAGAGGAGAGAGGGAUGCUGGAGAAAAUAGAGGAGAUCUUUGGAGAGACAUGCUGGAGAAACACAAUGAUCAUAUUCAGUGUUACUGAUGAACAUCAGAAGAAGAACAUUGAGGACUUCAUCCAAUCAGGAGACCAGGAAGUCCAGAGACUUGUAGAGAAAUGUGGGAAAAGGUUUCACUGUCUCAACAUUAAAGAGAGUGGAGAUGGUUCUCAGGUCUCAGAGCUAUUGGAGAAGAUAGAGAAGAUGGUGGAAGGAAGCAGAGAGAAAUUAUACAGCACUGACAUCUACCUGGAGAUAGAAUCUCUCAUUAGAGCCAUGGAGGCAACGAUUCGAAAGAAAAAAGAAGAGAAAAGAGAGAGAGAGGAGAUGGACAUGAAAGAAAAAAUAGAGAACGAGGUGCAGGAUUCUCUGAGAAAGAUAGCGGGAGUGAUUGAGGAGCAUGAAAGAGACAUCAGACAACUUAAUGACCGAACAACUGAACUGGAGAGAAAGAUGAAAGAAGAGAGGGAUAAAGAGAAAAAGAAAGAACUGGAACUGGAACUGGAACAAGAGGUAGAGCGAAGGACAGAAAUCGGAGAUGAGUUGAUGAAACUAAAAGAAAAGAGAGAGAUGGAGAGGAUAGAGAUGGAGGAGAGGCACAGACAAGAGAUGGAGGAGAUUUGGGAAAUGUAUGAAGGAGAUGUCAUGACAGAGGCGGAGAGAAAGCUCAUGAAGAUCAUCCUGCCUGAACUCCAGAGAAAGCUUUUAGUCUCAAAAACAAAGAUGCAGGAAGAUUUCAGCAGACAGAUGGAGGAGAAGUACAGAGAGCUGGAGAAUCUUCAACAGAAACUUUUUGAGGUCACAGAAAAUUUCAGUAUGCUGAAAGAAGCUUACAUUACAACUGUGCUGGAAUUAACAAACCCAGAACAGGAAUAAACACUUUACUUGAAAGCUGAAGGUACAUUUUAAGGGUUUGAUGAUACACUGGUUUGACACCUUCAGGACAAAACCUGUGGAAAAUAUAUUUCAUUAUUUAUGCACAUUGUUUUAUUCACCUUUAAACAACACUAUUAACCAUUUUAUACCACACUGCUGCUCAAUGAGGUUCAUAUUUGUAACAUUAAAUUGAAGGAGUUGAUGGUUUGUGAAAGAUCAGAGCUCACUACAGUUCACUGUAUAAUCAGUGUAACAAAUACAGUGCACCAUUUUAAACCUCAUGAAGAUCAUCCUGCCUGAACUCCAGAGAAACAUGUUGUCCUCAAAAACAAAGGUGUAAAGAGUUCAGCAGACAGAUGGAGGAGAAGAACAGAGAACAUUUUAGACUGAGUGAAGAAGUCAAAAGGACAACAUUGAUAAGUGUAACAUAUCAGAUCCAGCAGCAGGUUUAAGAUACAGUACGUUUACGUUGCAUUUAUGACCUAGAGCUCUAUUUUGCUGCUGCAGUGAAAAAUCACACAUUGUGACAAAUAUUUUAUAACUGAACAAUUAACCAGAGGACGAUUUUGUGCAAUUGUAAACAAAGACAGUCUUAAUAAAGGUCUGGCAUUGUGAGACAUUUUCUCUUGACAUGUCAGAGUGUGUGAGCUGCUAUGAUGUUCAUCUAAAACUCACUAACAGGAGGAGGGUUUCAGAUUAUACCACAUGUGACAUGUAAACUGGUACUGAAAUAGCAGAACUCCAGUUCAGACGCUUUCUCUGUGAUGUGACUGCUUUAUUUUCUAUUUAUCAGCAUCAAGACAGAGAAAAGAGACUGAUGAAGGAAUCACAUCUAUAGCUGUUAUUAUUCCUGCUAUAAGUGAUAACUCAGACGUUCCACAGCAUUUACAUGUUAAACUAAAUGGGAAAAGUAACGUGUCAUUCUUUAUUUAAUAAACACUAAGAAUGUUUGUAGUCAGUAAAUAAUCUAUUUCCAGGUGGGAACAGUAACCUAAUCAUUAAUCAUUUUCCUCUAACUGAACACCUCCAAGUGUUUUAUUCUGUAAUGGUGUUAGUUAGGGGAGUCUAUAAUGAUAGAAACACAGGAACUGAAACCAUGUAGUGACACUUUUCCUGUGUUUAAUAAUGUUUUAGUGUCACUGUUACUUCACUAAGCUCUUUUCUCCUGGUGUCUUGUUCUGCUUCUUAAUUCAUACCUCAUUUCUGUAACAGAAACACAAACAGCUGAAUGAGUGACACAUUUCUACAUUAUCUGGGUGUGCAAUAAAAUUGAAUGUGUAUUUACUGAAAGGUUUAUGGAAUGUUUUGCAUGUAGAAAUGUACAAUAACUGUAAUAAAGAGGUCAACAACAGGA